Molecule: messenger RNA, 1796 nt
Organism: Lepisosteus oculatus (spotted gar)
Lineage: Eukaryota; Metazoa; Chordata; Actinopteri; Semionotiformes; Lepisosteidae
Source: RefSeq, a predicted model, not a curated record
CUGAUUCAUUUCCAUGACUAAAUACCUGCCGAGAUCAGGGACAGUGGCUCCACAGGCGGCGCAGGCGCAGAGCCUCCCCGGGGGGGGCGGUUGGGGGGGCGGGGAGGGCGUGUCGGCCCCACGCCAUUGGGCGAGACGCGUGGGGUUAUCCGUGCCGAUGGAGGGAGGCAGGUCCGGCUUUAAAGAGCUCGCCGGUGCCGUGCCGGGCUGUCUGUGCGUGUGUGCGGCUGCCGUGUAGCUCAGCAGUUUUUCUUCCCGUCUGCAUGUGUUUAGUGUUGCGACAGUGUUGAGGCAGGGAGAGUGGUUCGGACGAGAUGACGCCAGUCGUGCGUUUUUCGUUUUAAGUUUGUCAUUGUCCUUUUUUUUUUUCUUAAAAAAGCCUCUUUUUUUUUUUUUGGAGUGUAGUGUAAGUGUGUGCGAUUGGCCAGAUGAAGGAUCUUCUCCCGGGGAUGUUUGGGCUGGAAGGAGGGUGGAAUAUUUCCUUCGCCGGCUGCGGAUUUCUGGGGGUGUACCACAUCGGGGUGGCCAGCUGCCUGCUGGAGGUCGCCCCUCACCUGAUCAGGGACGCCAACAAGAUCUACGGGGCGUCCGCAGGUGCCCUCACGGCUGCGGCCAUCGUGAGCCGUGCUUGUUUGGCCCAGUGCUGUGAAGAUGUCAUGGAAGUGGCAAAGGAAGCCAGGAAGCGGAACCUGGGCCCCCUGCACCCCAGCUUCAACAUGGUGAAGAUCCUGCGCAGCGGGCUGCACCGCGCCCUGCCCCACGACGCCCACCUGCUGGCCUCGGGCCGCCUCUGCGUCUCGCUCACCCGCGUGUCCGACGGACAGAACGUGCUGGUGUCCGACUUCAGCUCCAAGGAGNNNNCUUUGCAGGCGCUGAUUUGCAGCUGUUUUGUGCCCAUUUACUGCGGCCUGAUCCCGCCCCUGUUCCGCGGCGUGCGUUAUGUGGAUGGAGGAAUAAGCAAUAACCUGCCCCAGUAUGAACUGAAGAACACCAUCACCAUCUCCCCUUUCUCUGGAGAGAGUGACAUCUGCCCCAGGGAUAACUCCACCAACUUCCAUGAGCUGCGGGUCACCAACACCAGCAUCCAGUUCAGCCUGGACAACCUGUACAGGCUGACCAGAGCGCUCUUCCCCCCUGAGCCCAAGAUCUUGGCUGAAAUGUGUCAGAGUGGAUACAAGGAUGCACUUCGAUUCCUGAAAGAGAACAGUAAGCUCUUCCCUACUUACAAAAACGCCGGAAAAUCGGAUUUCUUUGUUUUACUUCUGAAGUGCAGCGCAGGCUCGUUUGUGGUGCAUCCUGGGUUGUGGUGCAUCCCCCGGUGCAUCCUGGGUUCUUUUAAAUGUGCUGUAGCUCGGAGCUGCUCCGCGGCACGGGAGGCCUGCGUGUGGAAAUGGGGUGUUCUGGGAUAUGUGUCCACAGUGUUCUUCGAGGCCUGCGAGGAGAGGAAGGGGCUGUACGCCCAGCUGACCAGCCUGCUGCCCAUGCGCGUGGCCUCCUACGUGCUCAUGCCCUACACCCUUCCUGUGGAGUCUGCGUACUCGGUGGCACUGAGGCUGGUGGAGUGGCUGCCGGAGCUGUCGGACGACGUGCGCUGGAUGUGCCACCUGGCCGGCUCGGUGUACAGACGGGCCUGGGGGAGGGCGGCACCUGACGCGCCCAGCCGGACGCCUCUCCGCAAGUGCAUGAGCCUGCCCCCGGCGAUGGAGACGCAGCGCCCCGGUCUGGGCCUGCGGGGGAACCCCCACUUGUCCUCCGCGGAGCUGGAGGCCUGGUACUGGGGCCUCCCCGGCUCGCCC